This is a messenger RNA of Mercurialis annua (annual mercury), 4800 nucleotides long. RefSeq names its product pleiotropic drug resistance protein 2-like. The coding region runs from base 172 to 4647 and encodes 1491 amino acids. Gene Ontology annotation, cellular component: membrane. Gene Ontology annotation, molecular function: ABC-type transporter activity; ATP binding; ATP hydrolysis activity. The transcript is spliced from 19 exons. NCBI's taxonomy places the organism in Eukaryota, Viridiplantae, Streptophyta, Magnoliopsida, Malpighiales, Euphorbiaceae. The record is from RefSeq and is a predicted model, not a curated record.
CCCUUUUCUGUCACUUCUAUGCGCUUUCUCAAUCCUUUUUGGCCUACAUAUAAACCAUCAACAAUCUCUCCAUGUUCAUCACUUCCAAUUUUGCUCUAUAUUUCAAUGGUGUUUGAACAUAAUUUCUUGCUAUUCUAGUUCUUGAGUACGUACCUUGCACACCAAGUCAUCAUGACGGAGCCAUUUUUUAAAGACGAUCUAGCAAGAUCAGUGAGAGAUGAGCUAGCAAGAUCGAUGAGAUCCUCAAGCACGAGAUCAUUAGGUAGAAAUACGUCGUUAUCAGGCAGCGGGAGAGGAUGGAAAUCCGGUAGCAUUCGCGAAGUGUGGGGUAAUCAAGGAGACGCGUUUCGAAAGAGUAGCCCGAGAGAAGAUGAUGAAGAGGAGCUGAAAUGGGCUGCAAUAGAAAGAUUGCCAACUUAUGAUAGAUUAAGGAGAGGGAUUCUAAAGCAGGUUUUGGAUAAUGGAAAAGUUGACUAUGAAGAGAUCGACGUUACGAAUCUUGGCAUGCAAGAUAAGAAACUAAUCAUUGAAAGUAUACUUCAAGUUGUUGAACAAGAUAAUGAAAGGUUUCUUCAAAGGCUUAGAGAAAGAACUGAUAGGGUUGGAAUUGAGAUUCCUAAGAUUGAAGUUCGGUUCGAGCAUUUGUCGGUAGAAGGAGAUGCAUAUGUAGGAACCAGAGCACUUCCUACUCUAGUGAAUGCUGCCAUGAACACCUUAGAGGGAAUUCUUGGCUUACUCAGAAUCUUUCCAUCUAAGAAAAGGGCUGUGAAGAUACUUCAUGAUGUGAGUGGGAUAGUGAAACCAUCAAGAAUGACACUGCUGCUUGGACCUCCAGCAUCAGGAAAAACUACAUUGCUGCAGGCACUAUCCGGAAAGAUGGACAAGGAUCUAAGGGUGACAGGAAGAGUGAGUUACUGCGGUCAUGAAAUGCAUGAGUUUGUUCCUCAAAGAACAUGUGCUUAUAUCAGCCAGCAUGAUCUUCACCAUGGUGAGAUGACAGUGAGAGAGACACUGGACUUCUCGGGGCGUUGCUUGGGUGUCGGAACGGGAUAUGAUAUGUUGGCAGAGUUAUCAAGAAGAGAAAAAGAAGCAGGAAUCAAGCCUGAUUCUGAGAUUGAUGCAUUCAUGAAAGCUACAUCCAUUUCAGGCCAACAAGGCAGUUUAGUUACUGAUUAUGUGCUCAAGAUUCUUGGAUUAGACAUCUGUGCUGAUAUUAUGGUGGGAGAUGAAAUGAGAAGAGGCAUCUCUGGUGGACAAAAGAAGCGUGUUACUACUGGAGAAAUGCUGGUCGGUCCUGCAAAAGCCCUAUUCAUGGAUGAAAUAUCAACUGGUCUAGACAGUUCAACUACUUAUCAAAUUGUGAGGUUUAUGAGGCAAAUGGUUCAUAUAAUGGAUGUGACCAUGAUAAUUUCUCUUCUACAACCUGCCCCUGAAACUUAUGAUCUCUUUGAUGACAUUAUCUUACUUUCCGAGGGUCAGAUUGUGUACCAAGGUCCGCGGGACAAUGUUCUCGAGUUCUUCAAAAGUGUUGGCUUCAAAUGCCCUGAAAGAAAAGGCGUUGCGGAUUUCUUGCAAGAAGUAACUUCCAAGAAGGAUCAAGAACAGUACUGGUGCAGAAAAGAUCAAACCUACAAAUACGUCUCAGCAUCCGAGUUUUCGCAGCAGUUUAAGUCAGUCCACAUAGGGCAAAAGCUCUCUGACGAGCUUCGAGUUCCAUUUGAUAGAUCCAGUGCUCAUCCAGCUGCACUAGAAAAAGAAAAGUAUGGAAUUUCCAAUAUGGAACUCUUUAAAGCAUGCUUUGCAAGAGAGUGGCUAUUGAUGAAACGGAGCUCUUUUAUUUACAUAUUUAAGACAACACAGAUUACUAUCAUGUCAUUGAUUGCAAUGACAGUGUUCUUAAGAACCGAAAUGAAAGCAGGAAGUAUAGAAAGUGGAGGAAAAUUCUAUGGUGCAUUGUUCUUUAGUCUCAUCAAUGUUAUGUUCAAUGGGAUGGCAGAGAUGGCAAUGACUAUGUUCAGGCUUCCUGUCUUCUUUAAGCAGAGAGAUUUCUUGUUCUAUCCUGCUUGGGCGUUUGCGUUGCCGAUCUGGGUGCUUAGGAUCCCUGUCUCCUUAUUGGAGUCAGGAAUAUGGAUACUCCUGACAUAUUAUACUAUCGGAUUCGCUCCAGCUGCCAGCAGGUUUUUCAAACAAUUUCUAGCAUUCUUCACUGUGCAUCAGAUGGCUCUGUCGCUCUUCCGGUUCAUUGCUGCAGUUGGAAGAACAGAAGUUGUGGCUAGCACACUCGGAACCUUCACCUUGCUCGUGGUUUUCGUCCUUGGUGGUUUCAUUGUUUCCAGAGAUGCUAUUAAGCCAUGGAUGAUCUGGGGCUACUAUGUUUCUCCUAUGAUGUACGGGCAGAACGCGAUAGCCAUCAAUGAAUUUCUUGAUGAAAGAUGGAGUACUCCCAUAAACGACUCCACAUUUUCGCAAAACACAGUCGGGAAGGUCCUUCUUGAAAUGAGAGGAAUGUAUUUGGAAGAACAUUGGUAUUGGAUUUCUAUUGCAGCACUUGUUGGUUUUUCUCUGAUUUUCAACAUCUUCUUCGUAUGGGCGCUGGCAUACUUGAAUCCUUUGGGAGAUUCUAAAUCCAUUCUUCUUGAGGAUGAUCAGAGCAAGAAGAAAAUUGCUUCCUCUACCGGACAGCAAACUAAGUCCACUGAAAUGACUUCUUUAUCGACCGCCCAAUUAUAUGAAGGUCAUGAUAAAGCAAUGGGGACUACUCCUGAUAGACCAGCUGCUGCUGUCACAGAGCAUUCGCCAACGAAACGAGGAAUGGUGCUGCCUUUCCAGCCAUUGUCACUAGCAUUUGAUCAUGUCAAUUACUUUGUUGAUAUGCCUGCAGAAAUGAAAAACCAAGGUGUUGAAGAGGAGCGCCUGCAGCUUCUGCGCAAUGUUAGUGGUGCUUUCCGACCAGGUGUCCUGACAGCAUUGGUUGGUGUAAGUGGUGCCGGAAAGACUACUCUGAUGGAUGUGUUAGCUGGAAGAAAAACUGGAGGAUAUGUUGAAGGAAGUAUCAGCAUUUCUGGCUACCCGAAGAACCAAGAAACGUUUGCUCGAAUUAGUGGUUAUUGUGAGCAGAAUGAUAUCCAUUCUCCACAUGUUACUGUGUAUGAAUCCCUUCUCUAUUCUGCCUGGUUGCGUCUUUCCAAGGAAAUCAAGCCCACAACUCGAAAGAUGUUUGUUGAGGAGGUGAUGGAGUUAGUUGAGUUGAUCCCUCUCAGGGAUUCUAUAGUAGGCCUUCCAGGAGUUGAUGGUUUGUCAACUGAACAGCGAAAACGACUCACUAUAGCUGUUGAAUUGGUUGCUAAUCCCUCCAUUAUCUUCAUGGAUGAACCAACAUCUGGCCUUGAUGCUAGAGCUGCAGCUAUUGUUAUGCGUACAGUACGAAAUACAGUCGAUACAGGCCGAACUGUUGUCUGCACAAUUCACCAGCCGAGCAUUGACAUUUUUGAAGCUUUCGAUGAGCUUUUACUGAUGAAGAGAGGAGGGCAGGUGAUUUAUGCAGGAUCUCUCGGUCGCCAAUCUCACAAACUUAUAGAAUACUUUGAAGCGGUUCCAGGCGUUUCGAAGAUUACGGAUGGUUAUAAUCCUGCUACAUGGAUGCUAGAAAUCACUUCUCCAGCAGUAGAGACUCAACUUAAUGUAGAUUUUGCAGAAAUAUAUGACAAUUCUAAGCUCUACCAGAGGAAUCAGGAACUUAUUGAAGAACUAAGCACUCCAGCGCCGGGAUUUAAGGACUUGUAUUUCUCAACACAGUACUCUCAGGAUUUCUUAACUCAAUGCAAAGCAUGCUUCCUGAAACAACAUUGGUCAUAUUGGAAGAAUCCAAGAUAUAAUGCAAUUCGAAUGUUCAUGACAAUAGCAGUCGGUUUCAUAUUCGGACUUAUUUUCUGGGACAAAGGCCAGAAGACGCAGGAGCAACAAGAUUUAAUGAAUCUGCUUGGAGCAAUGUAUUCAGCUGUCAUGUUCCUUGGAGCCACCAAUACUUCGUCUGUAAUGUCGAUAGUAGCUGUAGAACGAACAGUGUUCUACCGCGAAAGAGCAGCCGGAAUGUACUCAGAGUUGCCUUAUGCAUUUGCUCAGGUAGCAAUAGAGGCAAUAUAUGUAGCAAUUCAGACACUGAUCUACAGUCUAUUACUAUACUCAAUGAUUGGAUUUCCAUGGAAAGCCGAAAACUUAUUAUGGUUCUACUUCUUCGUAUUCAUGUGCUUUAUGUACUUCACAUUGUACGGAAUGAUGCUCGUGGCUCUGACUCCAGGCCAUCAAAUUGCUGCCAUUGUUAUGUCAUUCUUCCUCAGCUUCUGGAACCUCUUUUCCGGCUUCCUCAUCCCUCGGACGCAAAUACCAAUAUGGUGGAGAUGGUACUACUGGGCAUCACCAACAGCAUGGACAAUAUAUGGUCUGAUAACAUCUCAAGUGGGGAAAAUAACGGACGGGGUAGAGAUACCUGGCAAAGGUUUAGUUCCAGUGAAUGUGUUCCUGAAAGAAGCCUUAGGAUUUGAAUAUGACUUUCUUGGAGCAGUUGCUGCUGCCCACAUUGGUUUUGUUCUGCUUUUCUUGUUCGUCUUUGCUUACGGAAUCAAGUUCUUGAACUUCCAGAGAAGAUAGAAUUCAACUGUGGACUAUGUCUCAAAAUCCGAGAUACCUAAGCGUUUAUGGAAAUAGAAACGAAAUGUCGGAAUCUGGGAAGUUUUUGGUGUAACAUAGCUUAUAUGUGUUGAAUUUUGUACUAUCUAUAUGUUUUAUUAUUCAUUCUGCCAA